Molecule: messenger RNA, 375 nt
Organism: Linum trigynum
Lineage: Eukaryota; Viridiplantae; Streptophyta; Magnoliopsida; Malpighiales; Linaceae
Source: the annotation of a GenBank genome assembly
AUGGCAUCGGGAUCUGAAGACUGCCAUUCCUGCUCUUGCGGCUUCGACGUAGGCCUCCAUCGACUCUCUUACUGCUUCGUUGGAGCAACAGCGGGACGAUUCUCUUUCUUCUCCACCGAGCACGGCGACGAGAACUCUGGACCAGAUUCCUUCUCCCACUUUCAAUUCUGCUUUUCCCAUGUCUCCGGCCACCUCACCCCCACCGCAACAGAGUACCAGCGACAAUCAAUAUUGCGCCUUCAACCGUCCACCACCACGACAACCUUCCUUUGUCAUCUCCGAGCAAAUUGGAUCAAUGGCGGAUUAUCAGGUUCUUUCUCCUCUGUCUUCACCAGCGAUGGGAACCCUAAUUCCUUCAUCAUGUCCUUAUUCUAG